Hippocampus comes (tiger tail seahorse) is the source of this 3233-nucleotide messenger RNA. It is a transcript of the gene wnt4b, whose product is annotated as wingless-type MMTV integration site family, member 4b. Lineage: Eukaryota; Metazoa; Chordata; Actinopteri; Syngnathiformes; Syngnathidae. Gene Ontology annotation, biological process: neuron differentiation; cell fate commitment; multicellular organism development. Gene Ontology annotation, molecular function: frizzled binding; cytokine activity. The transcript is spliced from 8 exons. The record is from RefSeq and is a predicted model, not a curated record. The coding region runs from base 364 to 1440 and encodes 358 amino acids. Gene Ontology annotation, cellular component: extracellular region.
UCUCUCAGAAACAAAUGUCAACAUAACCUCGCUAUAGUUAAGGUCUGACACACGACUGGCCAAACUUAAUUACAUUUUUCACAUUGACGUUGGGGCCUUUUGGGGAUGACAUGCAAGUCGCAAGUUGAUCUUGGGAAAAAUCUCCCGCACGCCACCAAACAAAGGUCACAAAAAGUGCUCACGCAGGUCGAUUUCCACAGGUACUGUUUGUCAUCUAAAGGAAUCUUCGGUUCAUUGGCAACAGCUAUGAGGGGCUCAAACCUGGGUUCAGGAGCAGGAACAUAAGAGCAGACGCACGGACGCGCUGUCCAAAGACCCCGCCUGACCUGACGCACGCAGACGGGACGACGGCCGGACGGUCUGAUGCCAAGCGUCUCCACUGUCAAUCUCACGGCACCACUCCUCCUUCUGUUGCUAUGGGCGACGCAGCCCGCCAUGGCAACCAACUGGCUCUCCCUGGCGAGGCUGCCUCGCUCCAGGCCCGUGUCCGGUGCUGCCCCAUGUGCGCGGCUGAGGGGGCUGACCCCGGGGCAAGUGGGGGUGUGCAGGGCACGGGGGGAGGUCAUGGAGUCGGUACGCAAGGCUGCCGAGAUGGUCAUAGAGGAGUGUCAGCAUCAAUUCCGGAACCGCCGCUGGAACUGUUCCACCACCCCGAGAGGGAUCAAUGUUUUCGGCAGAGUCAUGAACCAAGGCACUCGCGAGGCAGCCUUUGUGCACGCUCUGUCCUCGGCGGCCGUGGCAGUGGCCGUGACCCGGGCGUGCACGCGUGGGGAGCUGGAGAGGUGUGGCUGUGACAGGAAGGUCAGAGGGGUGAGCCCCGAGGGUUUCCAGUGGUCGGGCUGCAGUGACAACCUGUCCUACGGCGUCGCCUUCUCCCAAACAUUUGUGGAUGAACCGGAACGAGCCCGGGGGCUGUCUGCCGGCCGACCGCUGAUGAACCUUCACAAUAAUGAGGCCGGUCGAAAGGCCAUCCUUCACAACAUGCAGGUGGAGUGCAAGUGUCAUGGCGUGUCUGGCUCCUGCGAGCUGAGGACCUGCUGGAAAGUCAUGCCGCCAUUCCGGCGCGUCGGCAUUGUGCUCAAGGAGCGCUUUGACGGAGCCACGGAGGUCCGUCUGACUCGCAUCGGAUCCAGGACUGCUCUGCUCCCCCGCAACCCCCAGGUGAAACCGCCCGCUGCCAGAGACCUGGUGUACCUCGCACCAUCCCCAGACUUCUGUCAGCUGGACCCUGACAACGGCAUCCCCGGAACCGCGGGCAGAAGAUGCAAUGGAACCUCGCGGUUAGCACCGGACGGCUGCGAGCUGGUGUGCUGCGGGCCGGGCUACAAGGCGGGCCGGGCCGAGGUGGUGCAGCGGUGCUCCUGCAAGUUCUCCUGGUGCUGCUCGGUCCGCUGCCAGCAGUGCAAGAACACCGUCACCGUUCACACCUGCAGAGUUUGAAGUCGCUACAGUCCCAAAUCCGAGCCUCCUCCCGAUUAAAAUAAACCUAACACCUUAGAAGAGAGAUCCCCAAACAAACACCCGACAAGACACUCCUGACCCACGGGACAAGGAUAGGACUAUUUUACCACCGAUGACACGUUUAUCUAACUCUUAAUCAUCUUACUUUCAUAAUCAGCAUUAUUUACAACGAAGCAGUGAGGCCGUUCUAAAUUCUAGCGUACAAGUUGACCCACAAGCCUAACGAAAGCCCAAACGGGGUUCCAUUCGUACCUCUUUGCAUGUUUCGUACCUCUUUGCAUGUUUCAUAACUCUGAAACCGACAAGCGGCAGGCACAGUCGUGCAUGCGGCACACUAGCACGCUCAUCGCAAUCACCCUGAAAAGUGGUUUGAGCAUCGAGUCUUCCAUAUCCUGGACAUUUCUUCAGGUCCAUGGACUAGUUUGCUCACUUGCAAGACCGCAGCGCACUCGUCAAACCAUCUCUUACGAGUGAUGCUUUUUCCAUUGAUGGUGCCACUUUUGGUGUGCAAUUAACCCUGUGACUACACACGAGAAGCCUCCUGGGCCAUUCUAGUGGCAACAACAACAAAAAAAAAAAGCCUACAAGUAUUUUUGCCUCACUCGUGUCAGUUUUCCUGCUAGUAUGUCGACACAACAUAGGGUUGUCCAUGUACUAGUACGCUCCUCGUCCCCACUAGCAGGAUAAAUAAUUGUUUUUUUUCACUAGUACGCCAAAGUUGUCCUACUACAGAGGACAAUGAGCGUUUUAAAACCUGAACCUUAAAACGGAUAUCACGGAUAUAGAGUAACUGCUCAAACUACUAAAACAGCUUGGGGGCGCUAGUAGAAUGAUCCCCCCUCCUACCACACACUACUUUGUUUACAUUUCUGCACACUAGUCGGACAAAUUAGCCAACAACUUGUGGACAAAUUAGUCGGUCAACAACUUGUAACUAGUGAGGCAAAUCUUGUGAGCUAGUUGACAACUGCAUGCUGCUCGUACGACUCGUUGCAGCAUGAAAUGCUACGAGCUAACAUCGAGCGUUUCCCGAGGGGUACUAGUCGCGCGCAGAUGUCAACUACUGCAGUUUUGCCUCACUUGUAAGUUGUUCUCCGACUAGUGUGUUGCUCUACUAGGAUGUGGAAUCAAUGCUCCGUUUUCCCAAAGUCACCUCAACUCCUCAGCUAACCGUUUCGACUGAACCGACAAUGCUCUCAAAGCUGACUGUCAGCGCCACGAGCGGAAAGGUUACGGCACGAGUUUUGCGCCCGAGCUGCGUUCACCUGCUUUCAGUUUAUUUAUUGCGCACCGGAGCCGUCGCUGCGCUUCAGCCUCCAGCAGACGAGUCUAAGGCAGAAAAUAACUUCUACUGACAACCGUGUCCGUCUUUGUGUUUUGCUGCCUCACCACCGGUCAAACUUGUACGGGCACUCGCCGUGCUCUUAGCUUUGCUCGUGUCGUCUAAUAAAGUGUCGUAGUUUUGUCCCCACAACACUGUGAAGUGCUUCUUUUGUCUGGUCGUCUUUGAAGACACGCAAAGAAUUUUCAAACCAAUUGCAUGUAGAGACAAUGUUAAAGUAACCAGGUCAAAAAAAGAAAUGUGUCAUUUCAACCAUUUUAUUACAAAUAUUACGCGAUUACAAACUCCCACCAAUUUACUACCAAAGGUUAACAUCUUAAUCGUUCAAGAUGAAGAUCGAUACAAAAUUUUACAGCUGAAUUUUUGUCGUUUUGCAUUAACAAUCACCCUGUUUGUAGUCUAGUGAUGUCACACACAAAAUAAAAUAAAA